AUGACAGGCCUUCAAUGAACAAGCGGGCCAGCGAAGAGGAGGAGCAUUUUGGGGAUGAAGAGGACAUAGUACCACCCUCUAAGAAAAAGACAGCUGCUGAAUUUAGAAAACACCUGGAUGAACAGAUGUGGGAGAGAAGGAAACUUGACCAAAUGCAAAGAAAUUUGCAGGAGUUGAGAAAUGAAGUCCAUUCUCUUAAAAAUGAAAAUGCACGUCUGAAAGACAUUAUCAUCAAUCAAAUCCCUCAAAUGAAAAGUGACCUCCCCAUUAUUGCUCAAAAGAAGACUGGAAGGACUCCUGUGGAGGAUCUAGAUUCCUCCUUCUCGACUUUUGGAGAAGUGCAACCGACUCCAGAGAGGAGACAGAGCCCAGAGGAGACCGAGCCCUUUAAAGAGAGUCCCAUGGUGACUGAGCGCUUUCGAGAGACACCACAGACUGCAGCAACAGCUGAGACCUCAGCGAAAACACAGAUUGAAGUUAUAAAGGGCUCUGGGGUGUUUUGCCAGGCAGAAGUGUGGAAAGCAGCCCGCCUUGCCCCCUCUGCUACUGCCAUGGUGCGGAAUCUGCUGCUGGGCACCUUUGAUUUGGAGACUUUGCUGAAAAGCAACCUGAAUGGUGGGAAGCCAACCAGAGGGGAUGGGGAGCAGCUGGUCGCACUUGACCAAAUUAAAAAGGCAGCCAUUAUUGCCACAUUGCUGGGGUAUUGCGCUGUAAGAUGCUACAUUGAAGAAGUGGCCGGCAGCCAGCCAAGGGCAGAUAGGCACAUCUAUCAAUUCGAAGCUCACGGAGCUGAGAAGAUCAACAAGAUAAAUAGUUUUUUUUUUUCUAUUCAGUUUUUUGUCUUGUUUUUGUUCUUGUUCUAUUUGAUUGUUCUUAAGUAAAUAAAUAAAUGUACAUUUCUACAUUUUGGGCUUUUAUUUAUGUUGCAUAGU
This is a messenger RNA of Esox lucius (northern pike), 932 nucleotides long. RefSeq lists its product as uncharacterized. NCBI's taxonomy places the organism in Eukaryota, Metazoa, Chordata, Actinopteri, Esociformes, Esocidae. The record is from RefSeq and is a predicted model, not a curated record. The coding region runs from base 15 to 881 and encodes 288 amino acids. The transcript has 11 exons. Gene Ontology annotation, molecular function: DNA binding.